This is a messenger RNA of Amoebophrya sp. A25, 2217 nucleotides long. Lineage: Eukaryota; Dinophyceae; Syndiniales; Amoebophryaceae. The record is from the annotation of a GenBank genome assembly.
CAAUCCCGUAGGUGUUGAUGAAUUUUACGAGUGCGACUCUGCUUUCUUCUUCCAGUUACUUAUAGUCAAUAUGUUUCAUUUGAUUAUGGAGGAAAAGGAAACAAAAGUCGAUCGGUUUGUCCUCCCUUUUUACUAGCGAGGAGCGCAAAACAACAAAAUCAUGGCCGUUUCCUUGCACAAGUCUUCAGCUGCUUCUGCGACUGCGUCAGCGAAUGACGACUCUCAUCACCAGCCUCACGACGACCACCUCAACAUGUUGGUCCUCGUAGAUGCCAAUUCCAAUCCGUUGAACGACUUGGAGACAGUGUUCAGGAGAAGACUCUUUCGUGCGAGCCAAAUUUUGGUCUGUUUGCGUGUUUCCAGCGACGAAAUUGCAGACUCAGUCGAUCCCGAUCCGUUUUAUGCCCUCGUUUCACGCUACAGCUACUGGCCUUCACUCUACGACGACGUCUAUGCCCAUUUCAAGUCCUGUCUGGCACCAAGGUUUGGCCUUGCAGCUAGUUUACAGCCUCUGUCGGAGAUAUGGUUGGAGUUGGAAGGAACGGCUGAUGAAGAGGAGCAAUUGAUGGGUCAGGGAGCACAGAAUGGACAAGGACAAGGACAGGGUGCACAAGCACACAUACGGACUGGUGGACAAAACACCAACACUCUACUUCCUUUUGGCACUACACAACAGUCGAUCGGGAAUCCGAGCAGUAGUCGAGGCUCAGCGAGACCAGUAGAUACGCGUCUGCCGAUCGGAGUAUCGUGGGAUAUACAUUACUGGGUAUGAAAACAGUUGCUGCAUAUUCACAGUUUCAGGCCCAUAAAACGAACAACUCGAUCUCGAUCGUUAGCCGUACCAAUAUUUUAUUAAGAAAAUUUGAGUAACGACCAGCACCAAUGCUUCUGCUCGUCUCUCUGUCGGUUGAGCCAUCACAUCCUAGUGCCCCUCACCUCUUCUAACUCAUUCCACUCCCUCCACCGCCUCCAGCAGCACUUCAAGACAACAUCGAUCAACAAGCACUCCCUCCGACAUAGCCGUCAACAACAAUAAGGUCCAUAAUGUCAUCGUGCAUUUUCGAGCACCGUCUGAAGUAGCAGGUGGCUCUGAAGCUGUGCAGGAUUCUUUCACGGAUCUGGCCUAUGAUCGAGACUCGCAUCGGGAUUCAUAUCUGAAUGCCUUGCGGAAAGCGGUGUAUCUUCAAUACGGACAUGCGAAUGCGUUCAUGCGCGUUCCAAUGGGAGCGCAAAAACAGCUUUUAGAAGCUGUUCAUGGGCCGACUUGCGAUCACGAGCUGUACUUUAUGGCGAGCAGCACACAUAUGACGUCAGUAGUUGUUGUAUUCGAAAAGUGAAAAUGAAUAAGCGAGUAGCUAACUGAAAUAAAAGAGUUACAACGCUGUUCGCCUUUUUCAGCAUCUCGCUUUUUUUUGGUAGUUACUUGCUUAUUUCACAGUUUAUCGAAUAGUUCGAUUUCGCUUGCAACUUCUAGUACUUCUAGAAUUUUUAAAUUUCUUGUUGAUCUAUUCUUCUAAUCUCCUGCGCAUCAUAACAUCGCAACUCGGUUUUCCGAAGACGUGGAAAGCAUGGAAGUCGGUAGCCUUGAAAGUGCAUCUUCUGCAUGGUUCUCCCCGACGUGAUCAUGACGGAGGUGGGGAUCAACAUCAGAAAGAAGACCACAUCCAGAAAGCAGAAGGAAGAAGCCACGGCUUCAGUACUUUUUUGUGUUGUUGUGAGCCCUUUUACAACAGGUCACAUGGAACAGCAGGUGGAUCUACGGAUGCAGCUAAAGAUGUAAAUGCUGCUAGUCCACCUACUAGGGCCGCGAGUGCAACUGCUGGACAAGUAGGAGACGGUCCUACGAGUACUACAAGUGCUAGCCCAAGAAGUGCUGCUGUGGCUUCUCCAGCUGCAGCUUCUACAGACGUUGUAAAUAGUGAGCUAGAACAACAAGAAAUGCUGCGUCCCAUGUCAAUAGGUGAUGCUUUAGCAGAAAAACUACCUUUUCUAAGACCAGACUCAGAAGAAGGCUCAUCCUCAUCCUCAUCGUCCUUUGUAUGGGAUUUCUACGCAUUGGGGCUGCAUCUUGACCCUGGUACGCCGUUGUAUUGGCUUGCACUAAACUGCUCAUACCUAGAUCAAUAUGUGCAUAUUGUUGCUGUCCCAGGAUUCAUCACCGCUUAAUAUGCAAAGAAGUAGAAGAGGCGGUGUUUCUCAUUCUUCAUAGGACGUGGU